CCAUGCCCCUGGAGACCACCCAGGCGCAGGACGAGGAGGCGUACAGCUUGGUGGCCAGCCUGGACAACGUCCGCAACCUGUCCACCAUCCUCAGGGCCAUCCACUUCCGAGACCACGCCACGUGCUUCGCCACCCAGAACGGCAUCAAGGUGACGGUGGAAAACGCCAAGUGCGUGCAAGCCAACGCUUUCAUUCAGGCUGGGGUAUUUCAAGAGUUUUCAGUUCAGGAAGAAUCUGUUACUUUUCGAAUUAAUUUAACUGUCCUUUUAGACUGUUUAUCUAUUUUUGGAUCAAGUCCUACGCCAGGGACUUUAACUGCACUCCGCUUGUGCUACCAAGGUUAUGGUUACCCAUUGAUGUUAUUUUUGGAAGAAGGAGGAGUGGUGACUGUCUGUAAAAUCAAUACUCAGGAGCCUGAGGAAACUCUGGAUUUUGACUUUUGCAGCACCAAUGUUAUUAAUAAAAUUAUUCUGCAGUCCGAGGGACUCCGUGAAGCAUUUUCUGAACUGGAUAUGACAAGUGAGGUCCUCCAGAUCACUAUGUCUCCUGACAAACCUUACUUCAGGUUAUCCACUUUCGGAAAUGCUGGGAACUCUCACCUUGACUAUCCCAAAGAUUCUGAUUUGAUAGAAUCAUUCCAGUGUAGUCAGACUCAGGUCAACAGAUACAAGAUUUCUUUACUGAAACCCUCCACAAAGGCCUUAGUUCUAUCUUGUAAAGUGUCUAUUCGGACAGAUAACCGAGGAUUCCUCUCAUUGCAAUAUAUGAUUAGAAAUGAAGAUGGACAAAUAUGUUUUGUGGAAUAUUACUGCUGCCCGGAUGAAGAAGUCCCUGAAUCUGAGUCUUAAGUAUAAUGGACAGCCCACUAUGCUAUUUAUGCAGGUGUUCAUGACAGGUCAUGUUCUCAUUCUGGGUAGAUGAGUCUCACUGGGUUUUCUCAAGGGAAGAAGCAGGGAGGGGUUAGGCACACUUGUUGGAUCCCUGGCACUAAUAGUUGGGAUGUAUUUUGUAAGUAACUUUGAUAUUACUAGAUUAUCCAGCACCUGGACUAUCCUGUAGUUCUCUUUUGAACAUAUGGAAUUAUUUAUGAACCAUCAUGAAUAAAUUAUACCUUCACUUCUACUUAUGUAGGACAUGUUCAAGUGUCUAGCAAUGUAGGUUAGUGAAGCCAUUUCUAAAAUGUUCUUUAUUUAGGAAUUAGGGAAUGCAAAGGCAUAGAAAUAUUGAUAACUAGCUUUAAUACUUGAGAAAGUGUCUAAAAAUGGUGGUUCUCAGAGUUUGCCUAGACCACCAGCAUCAGCAUCACCUUGAAACUUGUCAGAAAUUCUGGAGGCUGGCCCCACUCUGCUCCUGCUUGUGAAAUAGAGGUGCAUGCUUACAUUUAAGGGACACUUUUUUUAAAAAAAAAAAAAAGUAUUUCAUUGCACUGAAGUGAUUGCUCUUACCUGCAAUUUCUUCACAAAUUUUUUGUUUUAUACACUGUCAGACAAGUUUGAAUCAUUAUAUGAUUUAUUAUUUAAAUUAACAUUGAAGAAAUCUAUGAACAGGAUAUAAAUGUCUUCAUUUACUAACUUCUGGUUUUCAAAACUCUUCAGUGUAAUCAGUAUUUACCAGAUGUCUUCUAUUUGAUUUUGAGUUUUUUAGCCAAACCAAGUUGUAGAAAACCAUUUAUUAAGUAAUUUUGCACUUAUUUGGGUAAUUUUCAAUGAAAUAAUUUUUGGACUGUAGCUAUCUAAUAAAAUGCGUUUAAAAGUAUGUGAUGUGUUCUUUAGAAGGAAAACUAUGUAACUGAAAUAAAAUUUUGAAACCAUC
Messenger RNA from Sorex fumeus (smoky shrew), 1812 nucleotides. RefSeq names its product RAD1 checkpoint DNA exonuclease (gene RAD1). Lineage: Eukaryota; Metazoa; Chordata; Mammalia; Eulipotyphla; Soricidae. Gene Ontology annotation, molecular function: 3'-5' exonuclease activity. The transcript is spliced from 5 exons. Gene Ontology annotation, biological process: DNA repair; DNA damage checkpoint signaling. The coding region runs from base 3 to 848 and encodes 281 amino acids. The record is from RefSeq and is a predicted model, not a curated record. Gene Ontology annotation, cellular component: checkpoint clamp complex; nucleus.